GCAAGGAUCCCUAAAUGCUUUUUCUUGAAUAGAUUACAUUUCUUUUCUUGUUUUUUGACCAUAUAAAACAAGAGCUUCUAGGUGCAGGUCAGACUUAAGAUUAAGAUUCCAUGGUGUUUUUCGCCCUUCUUCUUUCACAAAGAGAGGAUUAUGAUUUUUUGACCCCUUCUUCAAUUUAUUUUGUGACAAAAUGAGGUUCGCCAACCAAAUUUAAUAUUGGAAUAAACAGAUACUGUCAUAUUACAUGCCAUUAGGAGCGGAACUGCAUACUAGUUAUGGUACGGGUUUGGGUAAAGGAGACAGAUAUUGUCUUUGCAGUUUGCGUGGACAAUUAGCUUUAGCGCCUCCUCCAAUUGGGUCAUUUAAUUUUUAUUUAUUUAUUAUUAUUGGCUGGCCAGGGUGAAAAAUGAAAAAAAUAGGAAAUAUUGUUAGACAAAUAUGCCUAUGUUGGAUCACAGCCAGCCAUCCAUGGUUUUCAAUGGGCUACUCGUCAAAAAUUAAGCCCACCAGCAUCGUUCUUUCUUUUGGACGACUUCUUAACCCAUUGAGGCCCAUUUAUUUUAAUUGGGGUGUCAUCAUAUGAGCCCAAAACUAGGCCCAUGGCCAACUUCGCCCCACACAAGUCUUGGAUGGAUAAGGUAAAAAAGAAGCGCCACACACACCAUGCUACAAAAAAAAAAAGACAUGCAAAAAUAAAUAUCAAAUUCAUUGCUUUGCUACACUAUUCUAUUAUCUUGAAAAAUAUCUGAAAUGGGCACCAUCCACCUUAACACUCAUAGCUUAACUACUCUCUCUGAACCUUGUAAAUUCAACUUCACCAGCAGCUCCAACAAGGUCCUUACACUCUCCAGGCACUUCAGCUUCCCUAGAGGAAAAAUCAGAGCUCUUAGCACCGUGCCGGAGAGCGAAUCCGUGGCCAAGGAGCCUGAUGAACCACCUGCAGUUGAUUUUGCAUUCGUUCAUUCUGUUUUGCUUCCAGAUGGUACCCCGGAUGUACAUUUUCGUAGGGCUUGUGGUGGGCAGAAACUUAGGGAUAUAAUGCUGGACAAUAACAUUGAGUUGUAUGGACCAUAUGCUAGACCUCUGCUAAACUGUGCAGGAGGAGGAACCUGUGGAACUUGUAUGGUGGAGGUUGUGGAAGGGAAGGAGCUACUCAACCCUCGUACAAACAAAGAGAAGGAAAAACUGAAGAGGAAACCAAAAAACUGGAGACUGGCCUGUCAAACAACAGUUGGUAAACCAGAUUCUAGGGGCAUGUUGGUGAUUCAACAGCUGCCUGAGUGGAAAGCACAUGAAUGGACUUAUGAAAAAAUAGCACCUUCAGAAGAGCCUUAAAGCUGAGACCUUUUUUUGUCUACAAUUAUUGUACAAAAAAUUUUUGAAACUUACUAUGAAGUUCAUGUUGACAUAAGAUAUACCAUUAUGGUUAACCACACUGUGAACAUUACUUGAAGAAUAUUGAAAUUACCUGGUUGAUUUAUUGCAAUAUUCAAUCUUAUUCCGUAAUUUGUUUGUAAUAGUGUUAGGUGACACUGUUUUUUCAUUAGUCUUUUUCUUUUUAUGGUUCAGGGAUAACACUGGCACUUCAUUGAGGUCCACCAUCAGCACAUUUUGAUUCAAUUAUUGCAAGGAUGGAUCAAUAGUUAAGUACAAAAAACAGUAACAAAAUUGUAAAAAAAAAAAAAAAUGUGGCUACACAUCACCAACUUCAUCCAUUUCCA
Messenger RNA from Durio zibethinus, 1721 nucleotides. RefSeq names its product photosynthetic NDH subunit of subcomplex B 3, chloroplastic. Lineage: Eukaryota; Viridiplantae; Streptophyta; Magnoliopsida; Malvales; Malvaceae. Gene Ontology annotation, molecular function: electron transfer activity; 2 iron, 2 sulfur cluster binding. Gene Ontology annotation, cellular component: chloroplast thylakoid membrane. Gene Ontology annotation, biological process: P450-containing electron transport chain. The record is from RefSeq and is a predicted model, not a curated record.